Molecule: messenger RNA, 1596 nt
Organism: Ochlerotatus camptorhynchus
Lineage: Eukaryota; Metazoa; Arthropoda; Insecta; Diptera; Culicidae
Gene: Kyat
Product: Kynurenine aminotransferase
Exons: 4
Coding region: 32-1459 (475 amino acids)
Biological process (GO): biosynthetic process
Cellular component (GO): cytoplasm; mitochondrion
Molecular function (GO): pyridoxal phosphate binding; L-kynurenine:2-oxoglutarate transaminase activity
Source: RefSeq, a predicted model, not a curated record
AGCCCUUAUAUUUUGAUUCUACGUAACGCAGAUGUUUCUCCAUAACCACAAUUCGAUCGGCGGUGCGAUAAGAAACACUGUAUUGCAGGACUUCCAGUUCUUCCAUAAAAGCAGAACGUUUACCAGUGCCGGCAACAGUGUCCAUCGGAACCACCGUCAUCAGCAACAUCGAACAAUGUCUACGACUAAUGAAACCUACAACAAGUUUGACCUUCCGAAGCGCUAUCAGGGCAGUACCAAAAGCGUUUGGGUUGAAUACAUUCAGUUAGCGGCCCAGUACAAACCCUUGAAUCUUGGCCAAGGCUUCCCUGAUUAUCACGCGCCAAAGUAUGCCACUGAUGCCCUGGCAGCAGUUGCGAAUAGUACUGAUCCAUUGGCCAAUCAGUACACUAGAGGGUUCGGCCAUCCGCGAUUGGUACAAGCUCUGAGUAAUCUCUACUCUCAGCUUAUAGGCCGGACUAUUAACCCAAUGACGGAAGUUUUGGUUACAGUCGGGGCUUAUGAAGCUUUGUACGCGACCAUUCAAGGUCAUGUGGAUGAAGGCGAUGAAGUGAUAAUCAUCGAGCCAUUUUUCGACUGCUACGAACCAAUGGUAAAAGCUGCUGGCGGAAUUCCCAGGUUUAUCCCAUUGAAGCCGAAAAUAAGUGGAGGAGCUAUAUCUUCUGCCGAUUGGGUACUCGAAAAUAAUGAACUUGAGGCCUUAUUCAAUGAACGCACGAAGAUGAUUAUCAUCAACAGCCCACAUAACCCACUGGGGAAGGUAAUGGAUCGUAAGGAGCUGGAAGUGGUGGCCAAUCUCUGCAAGAAAUGGAACGUCCUGUGCGUUUCUGAUGAAGUGUACGAACAUAUGGUCUAUGAACCGUAUGAACAUAUCCGGAUCUGUACUUUACCUGGCAUGUGGGAACGAACAAUCACGAUCGGUUCUGCUGGUAAAACGUUUUCCCUAACCGGUUGGAAGAUUGGAUGGGCAUACGGACCUGAGUCGCUACUUAAGAACCUCCAAAUGGUGCAUCAAAAUUGUGUCUACACGUGUGCCACACCGGUGCAGGAAGCGAUAGCAGUUGGAUUCGAAAUUGAACUGAAACGACUUAACAGUCCAGAAUGUUACUUCAAUAGUAUUUCUGGCGAGCUGAUGGCCAAGCGAGACUACAUGGCCAAGUUCUUGACAGAAGUUGGAAUGAACCCAACUGUACCACAGGGUGGCUAUUUCAUGGUGGCAGAUUGGUCGUCGCUAUCCUCCAAGGUGGACCUAUCGCAGGAGACGGAUGCACGAAAGGACUAUCGCUUUACCAAGUGGAUGACCAAGACAAUCGGAUUGCAAGGAAUUCCUCCAUCGGCCUUCUACAGCGAACAAAACAAGCAUUUAGGCGAAGACUUUGUCCGUUACUGUUUCUUCAAGAAAGACGAAAAUCUACAGAAAGCCGCGGAAAUUUUGCACAAAUGGAAACGCACUACUUGAAGAAAAGGGAAUGAAUAUUGAUAUUUUUGCAUUUUGAUUUUAAAGUUGCCAUGCAUUUUCUCACGCCUUGGGAAGUAAAACUUAGUAUGGGGUUUUUUCUCCUAAAAUCCAAAAUAAAGCUAUUUGUUUAAUGUAGU